This is a messenger RNA of Penicillium chermesinum, 4410 nucleotides long. Its product is annotated as putative ATP dependent RNA helicase. The record is from RefSeq and is a predicted model, not a curated record. Gene Ontology annotation, molecular function: ATP binding; RNA binding. Gene Ontology annotation, cellular component: intracellular anatomical structure. Lineage: Eukaryota; Fungi; Ascomycota; Eurotiomycetes; Eurotiales; Aspergillaceae. The transcript is spliced from 7 exons. The coding region runs from base 1 to 4410 and encodes 1469 amino acids.
AUGCCGCCCAACAACAAGAAAAAGAAGAAGCCCGCCUCGAACCCUGCGCGAGGAUUUGCGACAGUCUCUGUGCCCUCCAAACCCAAGCCAGAAGCCUCAGAGCCUCCAUCAUCCACAGGAACAGACUCGAAGCCAACACCGCAGAAUGAACCACAGCCUGCGGCCUCAGAGGACCGCCCAACAGGUGCGGGCGCACCACAAGCUGAUCCCUCAUUGCAAAGUUUGUCACCAGAAGAGCUUGAGAGACAUCUGGAAGAAGCCGAAUUACAAAUCUUAGUCGACAAGUUUGCCGCAAAAUGCAGAGGCGACGCGGUGCGUCAAGCUUCGAAGCUAGACACCGAACGACGGGUACUUCGGCAGCAAUCUAUUUCUUUAAACUUGCUUGACUGGCUGCCAACAGAGCUGCAAGACAGAAUUUUGGAGAUUGCAGAUACUGAAGAACAUGAAUAUUUGACAUCAAACGGCCGGAUUGCCAAUGCAAAGCAGACAGGUGCUGAAGAGGAUUUGUAUAUGAAGCUAUGGACAUUGAAAGAGACGCUCCUAAAGCUCGGAUUCUCAGAGGCCCGGGUCGAAGAUGCGUUAAAACACAUUCUCACAUACUUUGCUGGGAACCCGAUGAGCGUGAGCCGUGAGGUUGUCUGGAAUCUAGAUGAAUCGUUGGAAUGGUUGGCAAUGCACGGCGACAAGAAAGAUCUCCCAUCCUAUACCCAAUCAAACACUCGUCCAAUGAAAGACUCAGACACUGUAACGUCCUGGAUGAUUGGUCCUGAAUCGUCGAGAUCUUCAACGCCAGUUAAGCCCCAAAAUGGAAAUAGGCAAGAGAAGCCAAAAUCAGAUUGGAAAGCUGCGAAAGUAGCACCUCCUAUCUCAUAUGACUCAGACAGCUCCAUUGAUCCAGAUUCUAUGGUGCCUGAAUGGCUGGACUUGCAAACAAAACUUUACAGCCUCAAGCCUGACUACUUCGAUCGUCCUGGCAAAAGCAAAAAGACCCGUGGUUCUGCGACCAUCCAGUCUGACGACCCCGAAGUAACGAAGCUACAGCAUAAGAUUGCCAGAAUUGAGCGCGAUGUUCUCUUCGAGCGUCAAGAAGCGGAAUACAUCUGGAAAGAGAAGCUAGAAGAGCUCAGAAAGGAUGCCUCUUUUGCCCGCCGAGCAGGUGACCGGAAAAAGGAAACCAUAACUCCAGCCCCUGUGGACGAACCUAGCGCCGAGAUUCUGGAUGACCCUCUGCUGAGUGUACCGUCGCUUGAAGAAAUGGAUGAUGGUGCAGGUCUGCUCGGGGCCAUGUUCCAGGAUGAAGGUGACAACACAGGUUCAAUCUUGGAGUUUCCUCCCCCUUCUCAAGAUUCAAACUCGAGUCUCACGGUUUGGGAUUUCGGGAAGUUUACAGGUCUCAGCCCUCGGCGAGUACUGGAGGAGAAUUGCAAGGCGAGAGAUUCGUCAUGUAAGGUCGUCUACCAACACAAUUCCUCCUCUAGCUACCAUAACAGAAAGGCUGUAGAGAUUCGGUGGUCCAAGCCUCAAGAAGUGCCAUUUCUUUUGCAGGUGGAAUCGGUGACUCACAAAUCGAACGCCUUUGUUACUUUUGUGUCAAUGGACACCUUAGCUACUCCGAACGAACAGCAAGCAGAAGCCUAUGUUUCGACUCUUGCUCUAUUCAUCCUCUUCCCUCAGACAUCAAAGGAGGGCAAAGCGUAUCUGCGGCUCCCCGCCGUUUGGAGGGAUCUUUGGACUGAGUUCUCGAGCCUGAAGAAGGUUCAGGAAGACGAAGUUGACAAAGCUGCGUUGAAAGAUCUCAAGCGGCUGGUGCAAGAAAACCAAGGCAGCUUCGAAGAUGACGUGGUUUUGCUAGACAACUUCCGCAAGAGAAAUGGCACUGGAAGCAAGCCAGGAACUCCGAUGAAGGGUCACAUCCGAGAAAAUUACCUGAAUCAGGAUGAAAGGCUACAAGAGGCCUGGAACACCAAGGCAUCUACAGCGUCAUUCCUGAAAAUGAUGCCGGGCAGAAUGAACCUUCCCAUCUGGAACUUUAAGGAAGAUAUUCUCAAUACCCUUGAUACGCACCAAGCCAUCAUUAUCUGCAGCGAAACUGGAAGUGGAAAGAGUACCCAGAUCCCAUCCUACAUUCUCGAGCAUGAGAUGCUCAGUGGGCGUCCAUGCAAGGUUUAUGUGACGGAACCGCGCCGAAUCUCGGCUAUCUCUUUGGCAAGGCGAGUCAGUGAAGAACUUGGAGAGAGCAAGAACGAUGUGGGUACCAAUAGAUCCCUUGUUGGUUUUGCGGUGAGGCUUGAAAGCAAGAUCAGCUCAUCCACCCGUCUCGUAUAUGCUACCACUGGUGUCGUCGUCCGGAUGUUAGAGCGACCCGAUGACUUCCAAGACAUCACUCACGUUGUUUUGGACGAGGUUCACGAAAGAACAAUCGACAGUGAUUUCUUACUCGUUGUAUUGAGAAGACUGAUGCUGAAGCGACCAGAUCUCAAGCUGAUUCUCAUGUCCGCAACUCUGGAGGCACAGCGUUUUUCCAACUAUUUGGGCGGUGUACCAGUUCUCAACAUCCCUGGGAGAACAUUCCCCGUAGAGAUGAAGUAUCUCGAAGAUGCGAUCGAGAUGACGGGCUAUCGUCUGACUGAAGACGAUGCGAAUACCGUUGUUGAUGACGAUAUUGACGAUACGGAGGACACUAAUGGGGACACCGCUGGGGGGCUGCAGGCUAGUCUUGAUGGCUACUCCAAACAAACACGUGAAACUGUCCUCAAGUUUGAUGAGUAUCGGAUGGAUUAUCAGCUCAUCAAGCGGCUGCUUCUGACCAUCGCGACUGCUCCUGAAAUGGAUCACUACAGCAAAGCAAUCUUGGUGUUUAUGCCAGGUCUUGCAGAAAUCCGCCGCUUGAAUGACGAGCUCCUUGCCGAACCUACUUUCCAAAAAGGAUGGAUUGUUUAUGCCCUUCAUUCGUCGAUAGCUAGCGAGGACCAAGAGAAAGCAUUCAAUGUUCCUCCGGAGGGUACAAGGAAGAUUGUUAUUGCCACGAACAUCGCUGAAACAGGCAUCACAAUCCCAGAUAUUACAGCGGUAGUCGAUACCGGAAAGGAGAAGAUGAUGCGGUUUGAUGAACGGCGCCAAUUAUCUCGACUAGUCGAAUCAUUCAUAUCCCGUGCCAACGCGAAACAGAGACGUGGCCGUGCUGGACGUGUCCAGAACGGAGUCUGCUUUCAUCUGUUCACUAAGCAUCGCCACGACAAAUUGCUAGCGGAGCAGCAAACUCCAGAGAUGCUUCGGCUAUCUCUCCAAGACCUUGUCCUGCGGGUCAAGAUUUGCAAGUUGGGCGAAGUUGAACAGACUCUGCUGGAGGCUCUAGACCCCCCGUCGUCUAAGAAUAUCCGCCGGGCUAUCGAUUCGCUCAAGGAAGUUAAAGCCUUAACCAGCAACGAGAGUCUCACUCCUCUUGGCACGCAAUUAGCAAAGCUUCCGCUCGACGUGUUCUUGGGAAAACUCAUUAUUCACGGGGCAUUCUUCAAGUGUUUAGAUGCGGCAGUAAGCAUUGCUGCUAUUCUGUCAUCCAAAUCACCAUUCGUCAACACAAUGGGCUCAAACUCACAACGCGACGCGGCCCGGAAUUCUUUCCAAAGGGGCGACUCGGACUUACUGACUAUCUAUAACGCCUACUGUGGGUGGAAACGUGCCCGUAGCACUCCCGGCUCGAAUGAAUACUCGUACUGUCGGAAAAACUUUCUUAGUCCGCAGACACUGUCGGGAAUUGAAGAUGUCAAGAUGCAAUUGAUCGUGUCAAUUGCUGAUACUGGACUACUCAGUCUAGAUGGCGCCCAGAAAUCGGCACUCAACAAAGCGCGAUCUGGAAGUCGAAACCGCCAAUUCUUUGUUAUCCCAGAGGAGCAUGACCUCAACAGCAACAACGAUGUGAUUGUCAAUUCAGUUGUCGCGUGGAGUUUCUAUCCGAAGCUUAUAACCCGUGAAGGAAAGGGCUGGCGCAAUGUGGCGAAUAACCAGACUGUCACCUUGCACCCGACCUCGGUCAACAAACAUGCGGAUUCAGCGAUUAAGUGGCUUUCAUAUUACCACAUAAUGCAAGCCCGUAAUCGCAACCUCAAUGCCCACGAUACGAGCGCCGUGGACGACUUCUCUAUUGCGCUGCUGUGCGGCGAGGCAGAGUUCAAGGUAUGCGCUAACUUUAGCACAACUGAGAUGUACUCUGGGGUUGUCUCCAUCGACGCCAACAGGAUACGCUUCUCUGUUCGGGACUGGAAAUCGAUGCUUGCAUUGAAGAUCCUCAAUGGCCGACUCCGCGAUCUUCUUGCCAGUACAUUCCGUAACCCGCAUCGGCCGCUAUCAUACAAGCAGCAACAAUGGCUUGAGAUCUGGCAGCAGAUUUAUGCCCAGGCUGGCAAGCGCUGA